GAAGGGCUUGAGGUCUUGACUACCCAGACGACUCAACAGAUCGCUGCCCCGUCCCAAAGCAUCAUCAGAGCUUAUGUGGCGCUGACGAAGCCGCGCAUCAUAAUGCUGCUGCUGUUCACGGCGCUAGGGGGCAUGUUCCUCGCCGCUCAGGGAACUCCUGAUGUCUUGGUAAUGGUCGUGGUGCUGGUGGCUGGCACUCUGGCUUCGGCGGGGGCAAAUGCGCUGAACCAGUGGUUCGACCGCGACAUUGACGAAGCGAUGAGCCGCACUCGCAAGCGUCCUGUGGUCGUGGGUACGAUUCCGAACAGUCACGCCAUUGCUUUCGGCAUCUGUACCAACAUUGUCGCCUUCGUAAUGCUGACUUCAAUGGUUAACCUUUUGAGCGCGGUGUUGACGCUGUGCGCCACGCUGUUCUAUGUGCUCGUGUACACGAUGGCUUUGAAGCGCACCUCGACGCAGAACAUCGUGAUAGGCGGAGCGGCGGGGGCGAUCCCGCCUGCCGUGGGAUGGGUCGCCGUUACAGGCUCGCUCGACCUGCCGGCAAUAUACCUGUUUGCUAUCGUCUUCUUCUGGACGCCGCCGCACUUCUGGGCGCUUUCGCUGCUGUUGAAAGAUGACUACGCAAGCGCGAAAGUGCCGAUGCUGCCGGUUGUCGCGGGCGUGGAUGUGACGAAGAAGUCCAUACUGUUGUACACGCUUCUGAUGCUGGCGCUGACGACCAUGUUUGCUCUGACGGGCGCUGUUGGAUCGGUGUAUCUGGUGAGUUCCGUCGUGCUUGGCGUGCUGUUCAUCUAUUAUGCGUGGCGGCUGAUGCGGCGUCCCGAUAUUGAAGGUGCUAAGCCACUAUACCUGUAUUCACUCUUAUAUCUGGCUCUGCUCUUUUUGGCGAUAAUCGCGGACAGCUUUUUCAAGGUGGGGUGGUACUCCUGGAUAUAG
This is a messenger RNA of Geodia barretti, 936 nucleotides long. NCBI's taxonomy places the organism in Eukaryota, Metazoa, Porifera, Demospongiae, Tetractinellida, Geodiidae. The record is from the annotation of a GenBank genome assembly.